Heteronotia binoei (common prickly gecko) is the source of this 2133-nucleotide messenger RNA. RefSeq names its product beta-1,4-galactosyltransferase 7 (gene B4GALT7). Gene Ontology annotation, biological process: carbohydrate metabolic process; proteoglycan biosynthetic process. Bases 326 to 1294 code for a protein of 322 amino acids. The record is from RefSeq and is a predicted model, not a curated record. Gene Ontology annotation, molecular function: xylosylprotein 4-beta-galactosyltransferase activity. Lineage: Eukaryota; Metazoa; Chordata; Lepidosauria; Squamata; Gekkonidae. The transcript has 6 exons.
AGAAAGGCUUCUCUGACCUCUUCCAUUACCGUUGCAGCCUGCCCAUGUGCUGGUCUGCUACAGAGAAGUAGGCAUAUUAGUCUGUUGUAGUGAGAAUAAGGAGCCUGCUAGCACUUAAAAUAACAAAUUUAUUGCAACAUAAACUUCCGUGGAUUACAGUCCGCCCUUUCAAACGCUUCUGCUAAGAGGAACUGAGCCUAGGAACGACAAUGAGACGGAACAGCCAAUGGGGGAAGCGUUUCUGGAGGAACACAGCAGUCGACGAGCUUAGUGUGCAAGCUGUGUGUCGCUGCCGGGCGGGGAAACCCGCUGGGGAGGCAGCAGAAUGUUCCCCUCAAGACGCAAAGCUAUGUAUCGUCGAGCGGGCAGCGGGUCCUGCCAGCUGCUAGGCAUUCUACCUUGGAAAUGCUCCCUCUUUCAACUCUUCUUUAUUGUGCUUUUGCUGGGUUUUCUCUCCCUGUUGUGGCUCCAGCUCAGUUGCUCGGGAGACAUGCCCAGAAAUCGAGGAGUUCAGGCCACAGUACCUGGAAAACCCUGCGUGCUUGAGCCUCUACCUCAGCUUCCUGAUGACCCUUCAUGGGGACCCCACCGGCUGGCCGUGUUGGUGCCUUUCCGUGAGCGCUUUGAAGAGCUGCUAGCCUUUGUACCCCACAUGCAUCGCUUCCUCAGCAGGAAGAAAAUCCGCCAUCAUAUCUUCAUACUCAACCAGGUGGAUCAUUACAGGUUUAAUAGAGCAUCUCUGAUCAAUGUGGGCUUUCUGGAGAGUGGUAAUGACACAGACUACAUUGCUAUGCAUGAUGUGGACUUGCUGCCUCUCAACGAGGAAUUGGACUACAGCUUCCCAGCCACUGGUCCUUUCCACGUGGCAUCACCUGAGCUUCACCCUCUCUACCACUACAGCACCUAUGUGGGUGGCAUCCUACUGCUCACCAAGCAGCACUACCAAAUGUGCAAUGGAAUGUCCAACCGCUUCUGGGGCUGGGGCCGAGAGGAUGAUGAAUUUUACCGUCGCAUCAGAGGGGCUGGACUUCAACUCUUCCGGCCCUCAGGAAUAACAAGUGGAUAUAAGACCUUCCAACACCUGCAUGACCCAGCAUGGCGCAAGAGAGAUCAGAAGCGCAUUGCUUCCCAGAAGCAGGAGCAGUUCAAGGUGGAUCGUACUGGAGGCCUGACCAACCUGCAGUACAGAGUGGAAUCACGUACUCUGUUGAGUGUGGCAGGAGCUCCCUCCACAGUCCUCAACAUCUUGCUUGAAUGUGACUCCAGUGAGACACCCUGGUGUGCCUUUGGCUGAGACACUCACUGCACAGACUGCCUACUAUGUUACUGCAGCAGCAGCUGGUUGCCAGGAUUGCAGCUGAACCCACAGAAGACAGGUUCCCCCCACCCCAGGAACUAACAGCAGGGCAUUGAUGCCUGUGGAUCAGAUGGUUAAAAAGAAGGCUGAGGAGUCACAUCAGGUGACAGGCAUAUGCAGGGCAUUGCCUGUCCUGUGUGGCUAGUGUAAGGUGAUACUGACUGUGGAGUUGAUGGUGAGCAUAAAUCAGCUGAGUCGCUGUGCAGUCUGCCAUUUAGAAGGAUGCUGCCUCAGCUUACCCGAAGACAGUAUAGUCCUUGCUGGAAGAAUUCACUUGUUUACUUACACUUUAAUAAACUGAAGACUAAGCAGCAGGACUGUGACUGAAUCAUCCUGCCUCUGCCAGCCAGGGCUUCCGUUCCUUGGUAGUAAUGGCAGGGUGGGGGGUGGGGGGGGAACAAAGGCUGAAAACUUGUUUUGAACACCUUUUUGCUCAGGCUGAUACCUAAGGGUGACAACUCUUAGAGAAUCUGUAUCUGGUUAGCUCGCUAGAAGGUUGCUUCUCUCGUGUGCCAAAAUCUGCAUAGGUUUCUGCUGUGAAACUCCCCUUCUCUGGUGUGCCAAAACUCUGCUUAGGUUCCUGCCAUGAAACUUCCCUACACCCCUGCAGAACCACUUCUUGAUGUCUUACACCCUGCCUCCCAAGAGCGGAAAUGCCUUCCCCCUUACUGAAGCCCACUGUGACAAAGGAACUUGGAUUUGGGCUCUUCAAUUGUGUAAAGGCUGUUGGCUUAUUGCAACAAGGGCAUUAAAGCAAAUGAACACUGAAAAGACAA